UAUUUGACAUAUUGUUGUUUUCCAUUGGUUUUGUCUCAGGUACUCAUAAAAUUCCUUUCCAUAUAGGCUACAUCCAUGAUCACAAGCGACGUAGAGCGAUAUCUUCUAUUCUCACCUAAUACUGGAAGUUUCACAGCUACGAACCUAUACAAGCUCCUUAUGUGCGAAACGGGAUGGGACUCGGAAACGGUAAAGGCUUCGGAGAUCAUGGAGAGCAGCCAUGGAUGGUGGUUGGAUAUUUAUGCUCCUACUGACGACGAGAUGAGAGUCAUUGGAAAGAUGUUCCAUAUACAUCCUUUGACCGUUGAGGACAUUCAAACGCAAGAAUCGCGCGAAAAAUGCGAGAUUUUUCAGAACUACAUGUUCGUGAGUGUUAGAAGCUUCAUUCAAGACAGCUACAGUGGAGACUUUUUGAAGCCGUUCAACUAUUAUACCUUGGUAUUCAAAGAAUGUGCAAUCACGAUCCACUUCCAGACAGGACCAGAAACAGACAACGUCAGAAAUCGCAUGAACCAACUGAAGGACUUCAUUGUUGUCACGCCCGAGUGGGUCAAUUAUGCGCUGAUCGAUGAUAUUACCGACGCUUUUGCACCACUCAUUCAACAAAUUGAAAUGGAGGUUGAUUCAAUCGACGAUCUUGUCUUGCUCCUUCGACAAUCGGAACAGUCUGAUAUGCUAAGACGCAUUGGAAGCUGCCGAAAGCAAGUCAUGCAGUUGACCAGAUUAUUGGCUUCCAAGUCUGAUGUUGUAAAGGCUUUGAUUAAGCGGUCCAAGGAUAAAUCGUUGAUCGAAUUUGAUUCCACCGAAGAAACCAAGACCCAUCACGAUGUCUUUUUGUUCUUGGGAGAUAUUCAAGAUCACAUCAUCACCAUGUUGCAGAACUUGGGCCAGUACGAUUCUGUCCUUGCUCGAUCACACUCCAACUACCUUGCGCAGAUCAACAUUGAGUUGUCACAACUGUCCAACGGAACCAACAAAGUUGUUAACCGACUCACCUUCUUUGCCACUAUGGCUAUCCCUCUAAACUUGAUUGCUGGUUUGUUUGGAAUGAACGUCAUGAUACCUGGUGUGAAUAACCAUGACUACACUUUCUUCACCUAUAUCGUUGGUGCUAUGGUCUUAUUUGUCAUCGUCAGCAUGUAUAUGGCUAAACGAUGGGACCUGCUAUAAGCUUAUAGCCAUGAUACCUCCUCACUUUGGGUAACGAUACACAUCGUACGUAUCCCAUAUGAAACCCUUCUCAUUUCAAUUCAUUUUAUUUCAGCAUUUGUGUUUGUCGUUCCUCCUUUCUUUUUUUUUGGACAAGACAGACCAAACAAUAAACCAUAUAAUUGCAUGUAACUGGAGUAUCGUGUGAUCAAAACGUGGAGUUCAGGAACUGUAACAAUUGUGAGCGAUUGGAGUCUCGGUUUUUGUCGUCCGAUGUUUUGUGUACCUUCAGCUUAAUCUUUUUUUUUUUUUUAUCAUUGCAUUAGCGCCUACUUUUUCAUCGUGUUGAAUGCACCAACAAGUAUUACCUUUUUGCCAGU
Umbelopsis ramanniana AG is the source of this 1529-nucleotide messenger RNA. RefSeq lists its product as uncharacterized. Gene Ontology annotation, molecular function: magnesium ion transmembrane transporter activity. The record is from RefSeq and is a predicted model, not a curated record. Gene Ontology annotation, cellular component: membrane. The transcript has 6 exons. Bases 76 to 1170 code for a protein of 364 amino acids. Gene Ontology annotation, biological process: magnesium ion transmembrane transport; intracellular magnesium ion homeostasis. Lineage: Eukaryota; Fungi; Mucoromycota; Umbelopsidomycetes; Umbelopsidales; Umbelopsidaceae.